CAGACAUGGGUGUGGCAUCUCACCAUCACCACUCUCCUUUCUUCUGUAUCAACAACAACAUCAGCACCCGCCCGCGGAACUGUGGAGUUCAUGAAAUACGCGGCAUCUCUCCCAGACUCCCUCCCGUCUUACUGGUCACGUGAUACGGACUCCUGGACGUUUGUUGACGUCGACGAGAAGACGUUCCAAGCCGUGGAGGCGAUGGCACUUGGCGCGUGGGACGGGGAACUUGUGGGUAAGGGCGAUGACGGCCGGGACCUCCACCACCGAGGCAUAAAAGUUCUAGCCGUUCAGAGAAUCGAAAACUCGGCUGUGUUUCGGAAAUACAACGCUUUCAGGAAAACUCUGCUAAACCGUAUGGACAAAGUGGCAACAAGGCUUGAUGAGAUUAGCGGGUCUAGAGGGUCUGUGUCCACUGACAAAUACCUGGCCAAGUUCAUGAGAGACGAGAUGUAUUCGGAGAUUAACGAGAGUUACCUGUUUCACGGCACCAAGGUCAAGUACGUUUCAAGUAUCGCUGGUAACGGGUUUAAUCUGUCGUAUGCCAGUCUUGGCCGAUUUGGUAAAGGGAUUUAUAUGGCCGAGAGGUCCACUAAAGCUGACCAGUAUACAGAUAGCAAUUUACCUGGUUCUAACCUUACAGAGAAGAUGCUUCUAGUGCGUGGGAUGCUGGGAAAUAUUUACCUCUGUCAAAGUGAGCAGUCUCGUUUAGGUAUCCGGAACUCCAGCAAGCCACCGACGACCGACGAUCACAACGUGCCCGCCGUCUUUGACUCCGUCGUGUCGGACCUCAGUGACCCCAUGCUCGGGGUCUUUAGGGAGUUCGUCGUGUACAGGGAGGAGCAGACGUACCCAGAGUACGUCAUAGAGUACACGCGCCUGUCGUCUGCGCAUCUGAUGACGUCAUCCCCGGUCCUGAUUACAGCCCUUGUCUACAUAUGGUUCUUGGCACGACAGCCAUGAUCCAAACUGAGAACGUUUUAUGGUUAAUUAUAUUAUGCAUAAGUUAAAUGUUAUAAUGCUAAUUUUUUAACAAUUAUCAAUCAUCAUGCUUGCGUUGAAACCGAACACACAUCGAGUAAAUGAAGUAGAUUGUAUCUGCUUCAAUUUUCUCAGCAUACAUGAUGAUACUCUGUUAAGUAAAUUUCCCUUUCAAACCUGACGGUCUAUGGGGCAAGUGAAUUAGAGUUCACUUGUUUCUGUGACCUCGGUAUAUGAAGAGAUAGUGUGGUCAGCACUAUGACC
Messenger RNA from Physella acuta, 1245 nucleotides. Its product is annotated as protein mono-ADP-ribosyltransferase PARP14-like. Gene Ontology annotation, cellular component: nucleus. Gene Ontology annotation, molecular function: NAD+ poly-ADP-ribosyltransferase activity. The record is from RefSeq and is a predicted model, not a curated record. NCBI's taxonomy places the organism in Eukaryota, Metazoa, Mollusca, Gastropoda, Physidae.